AUGGCAUUGUUUAAAAUAAAAAGUGCCUUUACCGUAUUGAUAGAAGAUGAUAUCAAUAAAAAUAUAUUACCAUUGUUAAUAGAGUUGCUAGAAAAUACAGAAGGCAUGGUGCAGGUUACAUGUUAUGAGCAGCCAUUACCACUCUGGCAAACUAUUAUACAUGGCAAAAGUAUCAAAUGCCUAAAAGGAUUUGAUAAUGCACCUGUUGAGAAAAGUAUAUGUGUUGUAGACUCAUUAAACCAAAUGGUGCUAGAUCUGGGCUGGAGUGCAAGUUUAAAUAAUAUUAAAAGUCUUCAGACAAACUCAAAUGUAACAAAAUUAAUCUUAAUAUUACACAGAGACUGCCUGUUUCCUAACUCCAAAAUAGAAACACAUCUACAUCACAUAUCAAAUGCUGUAAUAUCAUUUGAUGAAGUAGUGGCAAAUAAAAUUUGGGUUCAAGUGAAAAAGAGUGGUAAAAUAUUUAAAAGUGAAGAAAUCAUGUCAUAUGAUGCUACAACUUCAACAUUUAAAUUGUCUCCUGUAUUAAAAGAGGAUAAUCUAAAAGUCAAUGAAUCUGAAAAAGUUUCACCGGGGAGUCUGACAACAUUCAAAAUAGAGACGGAUCAAAUUCAACAGUUGGAGAAAAACAAAUUAAAACUGCCAUACAUGAAUAAAAUUAAUGAAGGCAAGGGUAAAGUGUUUUAUGAACCAGAUGUUGUUGAUGAUUGGGAUGAUGAAGAUCCAGAUGAAGAUUUAGAUAUAUGA
This is a messenger RNA of Danaus chrysippus (African queen), 747 nucleotides long. NCBI's taxonomy places the organism in Eukaryota, Metazoa, Arthropoda, Insecta, Lepidoptera, Nymphalidae. The record is from the annotation of a GenBank genome assembly.